Molecule: messenger RNA, 1209 nt
Organism: Pseudomassariella vexata
Lineage: Eukaryota; Fungi; Ascomycota; Sordariomycetes; Amphisphaeriales; Pseudomassariaceae
Product: FAD binding domain-containing protein
Exons: 3
Coding region: 1-1209 (402 amino acids)
Molecular function (GO): FAD binding
Source: RefSeq, a predicted model, not a curated record
AUGCUGGGUAAACUCUUCGACGCCAGCGAGAAGCAACCCUCGUCUAUCGACAAGACUCCUGGAAAGUUCCAGUUUGGCGGCCACUUCGCGGGAAUACCGCUCGAUGCCAAUAAGUUCGAGCUGGACCGCUUUCCGUAUCGGCUUCCUGGGCCCGCGCUGGUGCCGAAGCGAACGACUAUUGAGCGCAUCGAGACGGUGCUAGCAGAACGAGCGGAGGGGUUGGGAGUUACCAUCUUAAGGAGGGAGGGGGUGACGAGGAUCGUGACGCAGGAUGAUGAGAGUGUUAUGGCUAAGUUCAUCGGGUACACAGUCAAGUGCGACUUGGACGACCCCGAGAAAAAAUUGAAGCCCGGCUUCCAUAUCAUGGAAAGGGGGAUGUACAUUAUCGCGUUCCCGGGCAGUCUGCACCUGGUGGAUUUCGACAGCGCUGCGCCCUUCAAUCGCACGAAGGAGCUGACGCGGGAGCAUGUACAAGAUGUGCUGAGACGGGUUACGGGAUUACCGAAUGCUAAGAUCGCGACAAUGCAUUUCGCUUCGUCGUUUACGGACCGUUCUAAACAGACAACGCAAUGCCGCAGGGGUCGUAUUCUCCUUGCGGGCGAUGCGGCACAUAUCCACCCCCCGCUCGGGGCGCAGGGGUUGAAUGUCGGGCUGGGGGAUGCUAUAAACUUAGGUUGGAAGCUGGCCGCGACGGUUCGACGGGAAUUCAACUCCGAGUCAGGGUCUGCAUCUAAUGGGAAUCCUGGUACUGCAGGCCUGGCCCUGCUCGACACGUACGAAACCGAACGUCACCCCAUCGCGGCCUGGGCCCUCGAGUGGACGCGCGCCCAGGUAUCCAUGCUACAGCCCGAUUUAUACGGUGCCGCGGUCCAGGUGCUCAUUCGCGAUCUCAUCAAUACCACCGAUGGAACGAACCUGUUCAUUGACCGUGUAUGGGGAUUGUCGCAGCGGUACGACCUGACUAGCAACGGCGACGGUGAUGCGCAUGCGCUCAUCGGAUGUAGCGCGCCUGAUUUUGAGUUGGGUGAUGACGGGAGACUGGGACCCAAGCUGGAAGGGCAAAGAGGGCUGCUUGUUGAUUUGCAAGAGAACGGCACGGCGGCGCUCAAGGAACUGGUUGUUGGCGUCAAGUAUGAGGCAGAGUCGACUAUUUAUGUCCCCGAUCUUGAUACCGCGAAGGAUCCCCUGGAGCGUUGGUUUGGAUUCUGA